AUGUCAUCGACGGCGCCCGGCGCACAGGCCGCCUCUCCAACCACAAAUCGCCAAACCACAAGAGCCUCGGUGAACACUGCAGAGACCCCAUCCUCCAAACCACACGCCGCUGAACCGUCACUUCGUCGUGCCCACCAAAAGAUCGUGUUUACGGACCCAGUCGCACUGCGCUACCUCGAAGAAGACCCAUCAACCAUCGUGCUACAUCGCCGUUUGACGCUGGAGGGCUAUGAAAUAUACAUUGUUGAGCAAUGGGCGUGCUCCAGAAUCCACCCCACUUUUGUCAUCACAACAUAUACGGGCGACUCGUCGCAUAGAGUGGUUGCCGGUGUUUUGGGGGUUCCUACGGACGAGUCGACAUGGUCUCCCCGGUUAAAGCUGUACUUCAAUGCUGUGAAGAGAUUCCAGCUGCGAGAGAGGGAGACGUCCCUGGGCACAGUCAUGGUAACUGAUCUAAACUCCUUUCCAUCCGAGCUCUCGGUCAUAUCUGUGCCUGAUGGGGACAUCCUCAAACACAGGGAAGAUUUUGUUGUGAAUGAGAACUUGAAGCGGUUAGGCUGUGCUGGCCGAGCCGGCUUGAAGCUUCAAGCCCCAGCUCCUGCUACCGUGGCCAAGUUUCAUCAAUUGUAUCGGACGAGCGAAAGGGUCCCCCUCUACAGCGCCGUAAUGGAGCUCGUCAAGCAAUGCCAGAUUGCAUUGAUGAUGUUCGGGAACUUGGCGCCGGAGUAUGUGGACGGCCUGCUUUGCGAUGUUACAGAAGCUGCCGUGGGAGACUGGUGGACCGAUAUUGGAAUGGAACUGUAUAACAUUGAACCAAGCGAUGGGAGGCUCGGUCCUACCACAGUUGCAGCUUUGCUAGGUGCUCUCAUGGGAGCUCGCAACCGGCUUCAUGCGAACGGCGCCCCGGUCGGCAAGGAUGCCUUUGAUAUCACCAAUCUCAAGCGCGGAAUUGGAAAUUUUCAGAAAUCUCAGAAGAUGAAACGUACGCGGCGGCUGGACCGCCACACCAUGGACAGACUUCACCGGGCCACUGCCAAGGCGGCCAAUGCAGAGGGCUGGACCGAUGCUGUCAAAUCUACCAUGGCGGAGCUCAGCGGGCACGGCGGCGAGAUGGUCAUGGGCAUGGUCCGAGGCAAAGAGAAAGGCGGGAUUGCGGAUAUCGAAACCAUUGAUAUUGACAACUUUGCUCAACUAAUCAGCGGUGAAAGAGCAAAGUGGCUGUGGCGAGGGAAACCACGCAAAAGCGCAGUCGAUCCCAACGGACCUCCGGCUUCGGAUAUGAUGUUUACCACAGACGAACAAGGCGGGUAUGUCUGGACUAGUCGCAAGCGACAUUCACAUGAGGACCUGGGCAUGGACCCCUCUUUUCAGAAAUCUGAACGCUCGUGGAAGCAGGCGGAAGCAGCUGGUCCGCCCGAAGACAAGGAUCAGAACCUCAGUAGGAUGGUCAUGAAAGGCGUUAGUGGCAAGGUUUCAGACGCUCGGAUAGGGUUUGGCAAGUUCAAAGAUGCUGUCGGGAUACGGUCACACAAGCAGGCAAAGGACUCGGAGUUUGGUGGUGAUGCUGCCCAACUCGCUUUCAUGGAAAGUGAUACUGAGACAGGCCUCCAGCCUGGAUACGAGGAUGCCCCUCUACCCGAUACACAAAUAUCGAAUGGCGACGAGCAAGGACAACUUUUGCUGGACACCAAUAGCCAGCCUGCUGAGAAAACGCUGCCAGCAAUCACAGUAGACCGUGCUGCAUCCAACGAAGACACAGACACGUCACGUAAGGGCUCUGUAACCCAAACAGACGAAGGCAUGCAAGACCUGGACCGGUUCAAAACGCGAUCUACCGACGUAUCAGGAGUUUCAGGCGAUCAAGAAAGAGCAUCAACACCAGCAUCCUGCGCCAUGUCCCUACGCAGGCCGCAUAGCUGCGACGAACUUGUAUAUGUCCACGAUUUCGAGCGGAAAAACGAGUACUGGCCGCGGCAUCUAUCUUUCAGCAUCGUCGAAGAGGUUGUCCUAGCGCGAAAAGGACUAGAUGACCGUACGAUCUUUGAAAGCUCCGACGCCCCUCUAGAGGAAGCCAUAAUCCAUGAGGACAUACUGGCCUCCGAUGCGCGGAUUUCGGGUAUUCGAAUCCGCGAUCUUGAAUUACACACCGUUCCAUGGGUCGAGAGCCAGGUGUCUUCGGUCGACAGGCUGAACCACACCCUUUAUGAGACUCAUGAGAAGAUGAGCUCAGAGUACCUAGAACGGUUCGAGCUGUAUCAGCAAGUCCGGGAACGGUCCGGUGAUGUACUCGCUGGUGAGCACUCGCAGCUUACCGAGCACAUGAAACGAGUCGAAAUGUUGGGCGCAAAGCUUGACUACGAACUACACGCUUUAGAAACCAAAGUCGAAGAUGUGGAGACGGGGCUCGGAGAAUUCGAACGGCAUGUCGAGGAUAUCGAAGUGAGGGUCAAGUCUCUGAUUCGGGGUGAGGACGAGAAGCAGAAUCACUCGUGGCUGUCCUGGUUCAGCAGACUGGUCAGUGGCAGUAGCUUGACACACACCCAUUGA
Aspergillus mulundensis is the source of this 2547-nucleotide messenger RNA. Its product is annotated as putative Sin3 complex subunit (Stb2). The record is from RefSeq and is a predicted model, not a curated record. The transcript has a single exon. The coding region runs from base 1 to 2547 and encodes 848 amino acids. Lineage: Eukaryota; Fungi; Ascomycota; Eurotiomycetes; Eurotiales; Aspergillaceae. Gene Ontology annotation, cellular component: Sin3-type complex.